AUGCGCGUCGGCUUCCUGGGACUUGGGGUCAUGGGCGUGCCUAUGGCAUUGAACCUAUCCCGCAAAUUCCCUCUGACCGUUUGGAAUCGAAGCUCAUCCAAAUAUCCUCUUUUGACCCAAGCGGGCGCAAAGAUUGGCGAAACACCAUCCAACGUUGUGGAAUGCUCCGAGAUCAUCUUUUCUAUGUUGUUUGAUGGUGCUGCAAUCAAAGCUAUCCUCGACGACGACUUCAAGCGAGCCAUGCGGGGCAAGAUACUCGUCAACAGCAGUUCCGUGACAGUCGAAUGCAGCCAAUACCUGGCGGAGCAGAUCAAUCAAGCCGGCGGCCAAUUCAUCGAAAUGCCUGUCAGCGGCAGCAAAGUUCCCGCAGAGCAAGGUCAACUGGUCGGCAUGCUCGCCGGCGACCCUGAAGUCGCGGAGCGGGUCAAGCCGAUCGUGGAGCCCAUGACGAAGGCUGCAAUCUUCUGCGGGCCGAUCGGAUCUGGCCUUAAGACGAAGUACUCCACCAAUCUCUUCCUGAUCUCCAUGACCGCCGGCCUGGCCGAGGCCAUGAGCCUUGCGCAGGCGCAGGGGCUAAACCUGGAAACCUUCGGACAGGUGCUUGAUGCGGGCCCGAUGUCGUCUGCGUAUUCCAGGUUAAAGAUCGCCAAGAUCAUCCACCAGGACUGGUCUGCCCAGGCCGCCAUUAAGGAUUGCUACAACAGCACACGGCUUAUCCAUUCAGCCGCGCAGGAAGCCGGUAUCCGCUCGCCUAUGAUCCAGCUCUGCGAAUCGUUGUACAAAGAAGCGAACGAGUCCGGACUCAGUGAAGAGGACAUGAUUGCUGUUCAUAAACUAACGCAGUUGGCGAAGCGCUGA
This is a messenger RNA of Lasiodiplodia theobromae, 858 nucleotides long. Its product is annotated as 2-hydroxy-3-oxopropionate reductase. The coding region runs from base 1 to 858 and encodes 285 amino acids. NCBI's taxonomy places the organism in Eukaryota, Fungi, Ascomycota, Dothideomycetes, Botryosphaeriales, Botryosphaeriaceae. Gene Ontology annotation, molecular function: NAD binding; oxidoreductase activity, acting on the CH-OH group of donors, NAD or NADP as acceptor; NADP binding. The record is from RefSeq and is a predicted model, not a curated record. The transcript has a single exon.